AUGACUGCUUCGCAUAUUGGUCGUCUCCGGUAUCUAGAGUACCAAAAGUCAUCGCGACAGCAGCUCAAGCAGGUUGCAAUGACGUCUGGUAUGCCGCCGGUGAACACGACAGCCUCGUUGCCGGAGCAGGAGGAGAUUGUCUGUGAGGGCUAUUGCUAA
This is a messenger RNA of Colletotrichum graminicola M1.001, 159 nucleotides long. RefSeq lists its product as uncharacterized. The transcript has 2 exons. NCBI's taxonomy places the organism in Eukaryota, Fungi, Ascomycota, Sordariomycetes, Glomerellales, Glomerellaceae. The record is from RefSeq and is a predicted model, not a curated record. Bases 1 to 159 code for a protein of 52 amino acids.